CUUUGUUCCUAAGACCACCAAAGCAGCCGUCAAAAUAGAUGAGCUUGCUAGGAUUGAGCAACUAGUUUUGCAGUUUUCACGAAUAUUGCUCCUAAUGGACAACCAAUCAGGAACCGACCGCUAUUCUAAUCCUGCCGCCGCCAGCAUUCUUCCAACCUCAUCAACCAGCCCUGGGACUUCGUCUUCAAGGAGAAGAUUGGGGCCGGCCGAAUGGCCCACGAUCGAUGGCCCGCUCGGCCUCUCCCACGAUGACUCGCUGGAGCAUGCCCGCAGAUUUUUCAAAUUGGGAUUUUUGUGCCUGCCUUUCCUCUGGGCCGUAAAUUGCUUCUAUUUCUGGCCUGUCCUUCGCCAUCCGAAUGCUCAUGAUUCACACCCCGACCUCCGCCGCUAUCUUGUUGGGUCUGCAAUUGGUUUCCUCCUGUUCGCAGCUAUUCUGUCUUCAUGGGCUCUUACCUUUGCCAUUGGAGGGGAGCAUCUAUUUGGCGAUGUUUGGAAGGAGUUGGUAAUGUACAAUGUAGCAGAGAAAUAUGGCUUGACAGGAUGGAUCUAGAUCUAUCCUGUACUUUUAUCUGUUCGUUAUCUACAUGAAAAGAGUAUGUAUUUCGUUUUAUGGAAAGGACCUGGAUGUUAAGUAAGUGCAUUUUAAUUUUUUUUUUUUUUUUUUUUGAUUUUUCAUUGGAAUUCUGGUGUUAUGAAGUGCUUUUUCUUUGA
This is a messenger RNA of Sesamum indicum (sesame), 711 nucleotides long. RefSeq names its product gamma-secretase subunit. NCBI's taxonomy places the organism in Eukaryota, Viridiplantae, Streptophyta, Magnoliopsida, Lamiales, Pedaliaceae. Gene Ontology annotation, cellular component: gamma-secretase complex. The record is from RefSeq and is a predicted model, not a curated record.